CCGCCCGUUCCGCCUCCGUCGCCUCCCCAUCUCAUGGAGCUUAACACCGAGUGGGAGAUUGAUUACAAGGAUAUCGAGUUUGAAGGAGGCGUGCCGUCGUCGCAAAAUCGAAUCGGUCACGGCGGUUUCGGCGAGGUCUUCCUCGGUCGGUAUCACGGCAGUCUCGUGGCGGUGAAAAAGCUAUUCAAUCAAGAUAUGAUGGGUAAAGGGUUGAGCGAUUUCCGUCGCGAGGUGCAGAUAUUGUCGCGACUGAGGCACCCGUCCAUCGUCUUGUGGCUCGGCGCGUGCACGCAAGCGCCGAAUUUGACCAUCGUUCUCGAGUACAUGGAUAAGGGAUCGCUUCACCAAUUUCUCCAUCGAACGACUACGCCGUACACCACGCUCACGCUCACGCGAUGGGCGAUGACGAUCGCGCAAGGAAUGGUUUACUUGCACUCCGCCAAACCGUUCCCAAUCGUGCACUGUGACCUGAACACGAACAACGUUCUCGUCAAUCGCGAUGGCAUGGUAAAAAUCACCGACUUUGGUUUGAGCAAAGUGAAGCACAGUUCACGGCUUUCGCGUCAGACGGGUAUGACAGGCACGGUGAACUAUGCCUCUCCCGAAGUGAUACGUGGCGGUAAAUUCAGCGAAGCUUCAGAUGUCUUCGCGUACGGCGUCAUCCUCUGGGAACUCCUCACUCGGCGCAUCCCGUGGGAAGACUUGAACGAGUACCAAAUCGUGUUCCAAAUGACCUCCGAUCUCGACGCCUCGCUCGCGGCGACCGCAAAAAACCUUGAACUCCCAGCGAGCGCGCCCGAGGGUUACCGCAAGAUCAUCCACGGCGCGUGGGCCACCCAACCCGAACGCCGCAGCGCGUUCAAAGACGUCCUGGGCGAUUUGCGCGAAGUCUACAGGGAGCAAGUGGACAUAGAAAAGGCGCUACGCGCCGCGCGUAAGGGCUCAACCUCGAGCUUAAGCGCCACAAGCGCUCCGGACAAGUAGCGUCGAGUGAUAUCAACGCG
Ostreococcus lucimarinus CCE9901 is the source of this 1004-nucleotide messenger RNA. RefSeq lists its product with no specific name. Bases 34 to 984 code for a protein of 316 amino acids. Gene Ontology annotation, molecular function: protein kinase activity; ATP binding. The record is from RefSeq and is a predicted model, not a curated record. The transcript has 2 exons. Gene Ontology annotation, biological process: protein phosphorylation. NCBI's taxonomy places the organism in Eukaryota, Viridiplantae, Chlorophyta, Mamiellophyceae, Mamiellales, Bathycoccaceae.